Nicotiana attenuata is the source of this 1226-nucleotide messenger RNA. RefSeq names its product chromatin structure-remodeling complex protein SYD-like. NCBI's taxonomy places the organism in Eukaryota, Viridiplantae, Streptophyta, Magnoliopsida, Solanales, Solanaceae. The record is from RefSeq and is a predicted model, not a curated record. Gene Ontology annotation, molecular function: histone binding.
UCUAAUGUAUUUGACAUGUAUUUGCAAGAACCAUUAGGCCUACUCGCCAUCAGGUGCAUAACUCUGAUAUCUCUACUCCCCAUGUGCAGUGAGCCAGAGAUUGAUAUAUUUGAAUCAAUUGAUAGGAAAAGGCGUGAAGAAGAGAUGGAAGUCUGGAAGAAGUUGUGUUCAGAAAGUGUAACACAAAGUUCAGAGCCCAUUCCUCCUUUGCCCUCUCGGCUUCUUACUGAUGAAGACUUGAAACCAUUUUAUGAAGCAAUGAAAAUAAAUGAUAAGCCAGCUGUGGCUCCUAACCCUGGGUUAAAACGGAAAGGUGAGAGUCUUGGGGGCCUUGAUAUCCAACAUUAUGGACGUGGAAAAAGAACAAGAGAGGUUCGCUCAUAUGAAGAGCAAUGGACAGAAGAGGAAUUUGAGAAAAUGUGCCUUGCUGAGUCUCCUCAAUCACCUAUUCCAAGGGAAGAAAUUCAGGAAAAGAAAUUGCUUCCAGUCUCUGGCAGUUGUCCUGCUCCUGUUGUUGCCAUUGGUGAAAUACAAACACCAGCACCGGAUCAAUCUCCUCCCCAGCAGCCUGCGCAAGAACUUCCCCAACAGCCUGCCCAAGAACUUCCGCAACAGCCUGCACAAGAGCUUCCCCAACAACUUGUUGGGCCGAUAGUUCAACAAAGCCCUGUGACCGUGACUCCGCCAUCUAAACGGGGCCGCGGAAGGCCAAGGAGGACAGCAGUAGUGACUGAAAUCUCACCGUCCCCUGUCGUUCUUUCAGCAACCGCAGCUGUAAAGGUGGAUAGCAUAUCAGUUGCAGAAAAUACUUCUACCAGUCAGGCAACUUCUGGGCCUGUUUCUGUGUCCAUUCCUUGUGCUUCCUCUGUGGAAAGUACCAGUGCAACUAUCCUAGAGAGUGCUACUGCUGUUGCUCCUUGCCAUCAGCCAGUUGUUCCUUCUGUUGCUUCUCUGUCUGGUCCUCCUUGUCCUCCUACAAGUGGGCAGGGUAGGGGACGAGGUAGAGGGCGAGGUCGAGGUCGAGGGCGAGGUCGGAAGGUUGAAAAUGGAGGAGAAGCUCCAGGGCGUAGAGGAAAACGACAGAGUGUUACAACAGAGGCGUUUCUCUCCCCUCCAACUCAAGCAAUAAGUGAGCCUGUCUCGGCAGCACAAGGUGUGAAUGUUUUGAGCUCUUCAAGUCACCAUAUGCCUCCAACACCUCCCUCAAUGGGAAAGCCUGAUCUGGU